AUGGACUCUCUCUUUAAAACAUGCUGACUCAAGACAAUCAUAGUAGGAAAUUGAGGAGUUGGGAAAACUAAUUUGCAAGAAAGGAUUGCAUAUGGCAGGUUAGCCAAAGUUUUAAUAUUUAGGAUGGUUCCUCUUGCUUAUAAACUUUACCCUCAUAAUACUCUCGGAUGUGACUUCAAUCACUUUAACUAUGAAAUUCAAAGUGAGGACCUGAUAAAGGAUGACUCUAAGUAUGCUAACCUAAAGCUUCCUGAAACAAUUAAGAUCAAAAGUCAGCUCUGGGACACUGCAGGCCAGGAAAGAUUCAGACCUUUGAUGAAGAGUUAUUAUAGAGGAGCCUCAUUUGCCUUUAUUGUCUAUGCCAUCAAUGAUAGAGACUCCUUCGAAGAUGUUGAAUAUUGGGUCAAUGUCCUAGAAAAGUUUACUGUAUGAAACACUAUAGUCCUGAUUGGCAACAAAAUAGAUCUGGAAGAUCAAAGAAUGGUGUCAUACGAUGAAGGUAAAGAACUUGCAGAUGAAUAUGGGUUUGACUUCGUUGAGACUUCUGUGCUUGAAGACAUUGGAACAGCAGAAUUGAUGCCUAGUAUUUUAAUCAAAACUCUCAAGAAUCAUUUAGACAGCUACAUGUGAUAA
Molecule: messenger RNA, 633 nt
Organism: Moneuplotes crassus
Lineage: Eukaryota; Ciliophora; Spirotrichea; Euplotida; Euplotidae
Source: the annotation of a GenBank genome assembly